This is a messenger RNA of Serpula lacrymans var. lacrymans S7.9, 1581 nucleotides long. RefSeq lists its product as uncharacterized. The coding region runs from base 1 to 1581 and encodes 526 amino acids. Gene Ontology annotation, cellular component: membrane. Gene Ontology annotation, molecular function: transmembrane transporter activity. The transcript is spliced from 19 exons. The record is from RefSeq and is a predicted model, not a curated record. Lineage: Eukaryota; Fungi; Basidiomycota; Agaricomycetes; Boletales; Serpulaceae. Gene Ontology annotation, biological process: transmembrane transport.
AUGGAAGAUAUUAUAAAGGACGACGACGGGCAGAUGCAAGGAGGACCGAUGGACGGUGCUGAAACAGAUGGCACUUGGCACCAGGAACAGGCUAGGAGGCUCGGCAUCUCUUACAAGGGUCGUUUAAGGCAGCUAUUCUCACCGUUAGAUUCUUCCUUGGCCAGUGCAGUACAUAAAGAUGCGGAAUGUGUUGAAUACACCACGAAGGAGGAACGAGCUGUCAAGCGAAAAAUAGACAACCGAGUCCUCACCCUUGUGAUAUGUAGGCAAGUUUCUCAUAUUCUUAGGUCUCAUACUUCUGCAACUUAUCUUGUGUCAUUGCGGUAUGACAGCUACAUUUUCAACCAGUUUGACAGAACUAACAUCGGGAAUGCACAUGUUAUUGAUGCGUUCAAUGAGAACUUUGGUAUCUCGGAUAACAACAAAUGGACGGUUGUUCUGAGUAUCUUCUAUGUGGGAUAUUGUCUUCUAGAAAUUCCCGCAAACAUCCUUCAGAGACGUAUUGGUGCCAAUCGAUUCUUUUUUCUCGCGUUGACUUUCUGGGGGGUUUCUUCGCUCUCUGUGGUCUAUGCCAAGGGAUAUGCAUCAUUACUUGUUCUUCGACAUGAAUUAGCCAUGCGUAUCAGUCUCUGCAUGACAGGAACCUUUCCUGGGGCUAUCAGUGGUCUGCUGGCAUUUGGCCUUGUUCGAGCUCGCACAUCUUUACUUACUGGCUGGCAGUUUUUAUUUCUCAUAGAAGCAGUACCAACCAUCGCGAUGGCCGUGGUGGUGCUCUUCUUUCUGCCUUCAUAUCCUUUCACUGCUUCAUUCCUCAGCCCACGAGAGCGUGCUAUUUCUCAAGCGCGGUUAAGCAGAGAUCACAAGCCUCAAUCUCAUGGAGGAAUGACCGGCUGGCAGGGUUUCAAAGCUAUACUAUGUGAUGUCAACGCCUGGCUUUUUGUGCUGAUCUAUGCAACAUUUAAUGUUGGAGUAGCCACUAUGACCUACUUUUUGCCCACGCUAAUAAACAACCUUGGGUUUUCCGCAAUCAACGCUCAGGGUUUGACUGUGGCUCCAUAUGCUGUUGGUUGGUUCAUGGUCGUCGGACAAGCAUGGCACAGUGAUCACACUCACGAUAGAGGCUAUCACGUCAUGCUCUCUACCUUGAUAUCAUUCAUAGGGUAUGUUAUUUUGGCAACGUGUGUCCAGAAGAGUGUGGGUGCCGCAUAUUUCGCACUUUUUCUUGUUACUGGAGGCAAUUUCAGCCUAUUCCCUUUGGUUAUGAGUUGGGCUGCUAACGUAUUCUCGCCAACUUCCAAGCGGGGUGUUGGUACAGCUUUCAUCGUCUCAAUCUCCAACUGCGUAUCUAUUGCAUCACCUCAGAUAUAUUUCGAUGUCAACGAUGACUAUCGUAAAGGCCAUGCUAUCUCAGCUGGAUGUCUCUUUGCAUCAUUUUUAGCUGCAUUUAUUCUGCGUACGCGACUAUCAUAUAUGAACAAGAAGAGACGCAAAGAGUUGGAAUCGUUAGGAAAAGAAGAGAACGAGCAAGACGAUUCUGCUGAAGUUUGGGAUAACGACCUGAGAUACGUCUUCAUGACCUGA